This is a messenger RNA of Stylophora pistillata, 1714 nucleotides long. Its product is annotated as melanocortin receptor 3-like. Gene Ontology annotation, molecular function: G protein-coupled receptor activity. Gene Ontology annotation, cellular component: membrane. Gene Ontology annotation, biological process: G protein-coupled receptor signaling pathway. The record is from RefSeq and is a predicted model, not a curated record. Lineage: Eukaryota; Metazoa; Cnidaria; Anthozoa; Scleractinia; Pocilloporidae.
GUGUCUGGAAGGCUGCACAAAGCAGAUAUUUUAAUAUGAUGAACUCUAACUACACCAGAACUGAAUCAUUUCAGAAGAUGCGAUGCACGAUGGAUUCCUCAAGCGGAGUACAGGGGCAACUAUUUUAUCUAAUAACGAUAAAUACUAUUAUAUCCGUCGUUGCCUUUCUUGGAAAUGCUCUCAUCCUGUUCGCCCUUCGUAAGGACUGUUCCCUUCAUCCGCCGUCUAAACUGUUGCUCCGUUGUCUGGCAACGACUGAUCUUUUAGUUGGUCUUAUUGCGGAACCAAGCAACGUUACCUAUCUCAUGUCUCUCCUUCAGAGUGAAUGGCACCUUUGUCGACUCUCUGCAGCCAUAUCUUUCAUUGUGGGUUACUUGUUGGGAACAGUAUCGCUGCUAGCCAUCAGUGCAAUAAGCGUGGACAGACUUCUCGCUCUCUAUUUAGGCCUGAGAUACAGACAAGUGGUAACUCUGAAGAGAACCUAUGGUCUUAUACUCAUCUUUUGGAUCGCGUGUAGUGUAGCAGCAGUAUCCUACCUGGUUACUUUCAUGAUAACCUUUUGGUAUGGCCUAAUAAUUAUGUCCUGCAGUCUAAUAAUCACGGUCUUCUCGUAUCUAAUGUUAUUCCGCACAAUUCGCCGGCACCAAUUCGAAGUACAAGAUCGUCUAUGUCAACGGCGACUGAGACAGCAAAUUCCAGUGGAUAUACCGCGGUACCCAAACGCAGUGUCUAGUGUGCUGUGGGUACAGGUGGCAUUAAUUGUUUGUUAUCUUCCGUUUGCUAUAGUUACAUCUUUGUUCAAUAAUCAUUUAUCAUCAUUUAAUGUUCUAAUCUGGGACUUAUCAGUGAUUUUGAUCUACUUAAAUUCGGCGUUGAACCCGUUUCUUUACUGCUGGAAAAUUUCUGAAGUAAAACAAGCAGUUAAAAUGACGAUCAGAGAGGCGCUUUGCUGUUUAGGCAAUUAAGGAAGGCUGUGUCUGCUCACUUCUGUUGAUUCUACUCCAAAAUUUGAACCGCUCCUCCUUACAGUAUUAGAUCGUCUAGUAAAUCCAAAGUCCGUGAGAAGGCACCUUAAGCGACGCCUAAUCAAGGGGUCGUUUGUCAAAGUAACGAAAUUCGUACCCCUUAACUGCUUUAAUUUUCACCUCUCUUAAACGGUCUUGGUCACCCUUUAUUGAGUCCCAACGGCAUGUUUGUAUUGUCACUCGAAGCGGGACCACUCAAAGAAAAUCUAUCAAGUACAAUUUUAUUCAUAUUCAUCUCCAGAAAUCAAUGUUGGUGGCAUUUAUGAGCUAUUUUUGAACACUGAGUGUUCAAUUAUAUGGUAAAAUGACGUUUUUUAUCAUUUCUUUAUAAUAAUCCUGUUCUGCGGAACCUACUAUAAGUGGUCAAUCUGUAUUAAGCGGUCAACACGCCAUUCCCCGUGGAACACCGCUUGCUACAAGCUUGACUGUACUUCUCGAUAACCUAAAGCGACAUAAGAGGUAUAUUAAAACCUCUCAUUUUAUUAAAAAGUUAGAACAUUGUUUUAAAAGUUUGUAAAACACAGUUAUUUAGGUAUAAUUUUAAUUUUCAUUCAUCCCAGUUUCUUUCGUAAUUAAUAUAUGUAGUUUUUCAUUUAGUUUCAGUAGUCUUUUUUUAUCUGUAAAUUUCUUUUCUCCCUGUCAGUGGACAUCACCUCUCUAUCGCCUCGAGGAGCCUUUAUGCUAUUAAA